AUGCAUCCACAAUACUCCCCACAGUAUCAGAACAGGACUGACUUUACACUGCCUACAUUAGAAAACUUGGUACCUAUGUUCCAGACCUAUGCAGACGGCCCGAGAUUCCAUGCUAACUGGUCAUGGGCGAAAACUAGUGGAGGGGAUAAAGUACCGCGACAACUGAAAAUUGUAGAUAAGUUAGGACAAGGGUAUUUCUCCAGAGUUGUGAUUAUUGAACGAGAUGAUCUCCGAGAAGACAAGCCAGUGAAGUUUGCUGCCAAAGUAAUCGGGAAAAAGGAGGAUCCUAUGGGAUAUAAGUGGCCACAAGUGGUAGCAAAAGACGCAGAGGAGUUUACAAUUAAUGAGGCAAGGCUAUUAAUAAAACUGAGGCACAAGAAUGUGUAUCUGGAGAUAAUGUGCUAUGGUGCAUUCGAGAAUGAUGAUUUGUGGGUCAUUGUUCUUGAAUAUGCUCAAGGAAAAGAACUCUACGAUCGAAUCCAUAGUAUUGCUAAUUUGACUGAAAAGGUUCUUGUGCAUUACAUUAGAUAUGACUCCUCGACUCCUUGGUAUAAAGACAGAAUAAUACUGAGCGACUUUGGAUUUGCUAUUUGUACUCCGACUUUGAAAGCAGAGAGACGAUGUGGAAGUCCAAUGUUUGCUGCGCCAGAACUGUUCAAGCUAAAUUAUGGUGAUCAAUACACGGAAAGGAUAGAUAUAUGGUCACUCGGAGUGACAACAUAUGAGAUCCUGACUGCCCACAAUGUUUAUCGCAGAAUCCCUGAAAAAGUGAUUCCUCCUAAGUCUAAGAACAUUGAGCGUGAUGUAGCAAUGUCCAUAACCAAUGAACACAUCAAGAAAUACAUUAUUGAGAGCGAAUAUGUUAUGCUAUCUAAAAAUGAUGUAAAUCCUGGGACUAGAAAGUCGGCAAAAGAGCUUCAGGAAAAGAGUAAAUGGCUGAAGGAUUGUGAUGAUACAUACUGGAACUUUAAUGCAAACAAGGCAUGGAAGAGAGAGUUAAUAGCAGUCAGGGCAUUGAAUGAAACCAUUGGAUCAAAAUAUAAAAAACAUGACAAACAGGAUAAGACAAAGAUACAGAUAGGAAAAUGCAUGACUCCUCACUUAAAAGCAAACCUACAGAAGUUAACAAUAAACAUAAUGGUAGUGAAAGAACUACAAAUGACCAAAAAUCCAGACAAUAGUGUAAUAAACAGAAAUAAAUACUAG
Fomitiporia mediterranea MF3/22 is the source of this 1206-nucleotide messenger RNA. Its product is annotated as kinase-like protein. The transcript has 9 exons. The record is from RefSeq and is a predicted model, not a curated record. Gene Ontology annotation, cellular component: nucleus; cytoplasm. The coding region runs from base 1 to 1206 and encodes 401 amino acids. Gene Ontology annotation, biological process: mitotic DNA damage checkpoint signaling; protein phosphorylation. Lineage: Eukaryota; Fungi; Basidiomycota; Agaricomycetes; Hymenochaetales; Hymenochaetaceae. Gene Ontology annotation, molecular function: ATP binding; protein serine/threonine kinase activity.